This is a messenger RNA of Notodromas monacha, 1681 nucleotides long. The record is from the annotation of a GenBank genome assembly. Lineage: Eukaryota; Metazoa; Arthropoda; Ostracoda; Podocopida; Cyprididae.
UGGGAAUCGAGCGCUGCUCGCCUUUUUUGCUUGUGGAUUCCGCGAGUGAGGUGUCAUGGCGGUGCGGAGAAAUCCUCGGCCUCUCAGGUCUCCUUCCUUAAUCCUCGCGCCAGAAUUGGACAAUUUACGUUCGAAGUGUGUCCUGACGAAUUUAUGUAUGGGAUAUCCUUGUGAAUUUGACCUACAGUUAUGAAGAAAUCGGGAAUUGGUGCAAUAAAGGGACGACAAGCCGCUCAAGAGCGGUUUCGCGAUAAACAAACUGUUCUCCAAGAAUCCGAGCUUGCUCAGCUGAACAGAAACUUGGAUUCUUUCCGAGAGAAACUUGAGAAAUUCGCCGCGGACCAUCGCAAUGAAAUUCGCAAGGACCCUGUUUUCCGUCAACAGUUUCAAAACAUGUGCGCGGAUAUUGGAGUUGAUCCCCUAGCAUCUUCGAAAGGUUUUUGGGCUGAAAAGCUUGGAGUUGGUGAAUUUUACUACGAGUUGUCAGUGCAGAUUGUCGAAGUGUGCAUGGCACUGGCGUAUCGCACUGGUGGAUUGAUGCCCUUGGAAGACCUAAGAACGCGGGUUAUCAAGUCCCGCGGUGGCCGAGAAGCACAGAAUAUCACCUCCGAUGAUCUGUUGCGGGCGAUUGCCAAGCUGAAAGUUCUGGGCAACGGUUUUACUGUGAUUCCAUCGGGAAAAUCUUUUUUAAUCCAGUCAGUGCCCAGAGAACUCACAUUGGAUCACACCCAGGUGUUGCAGCUUGCUGAGAAAGUGGAUCAAAACGGACGUAUUUUCUUCUCCGACGUGCGCAGUAACCUCAACUGGAGUUUAGAGCGAGUAGAGAAGGCUUUUGAUGACUUGCUUCGUGAGGGGUUGGUUUGGAUUGACAGACAAGAACUCAGCGAGUCUGCGAAGGUGUCUUACUGGGUGAUAGGAUUAUUCCGUAUGAAUGAAACAUGUGACUAGGGCUUGGCAAUGAUACGUUUGUUGGACCACUUUUUUUUAAACAUGAGCGCUGGAAAUCCCCGAGGUUGUCAGCAAGAGUUGAAAAGGACUCCGUUCGCGCAGGAAAUUGCAGAGGUCAUUUUUGGAAAUGGAGUUCUGCCACCAAUUCCCCACUCUGAAUCCAGAGCUAAAAAUGAAAAUAUUCAUUAGUGCAUAAUGAUGAUUGCUUACUGAGACUUUUCAUCCCAUGAACACUGGAAUAUGGGUGAGACGAGUAGUCAUUACAAUUGAUUGACCUCAGCGGGGUCUGAAGUGAUUUUGCCAUUGAGGUGGAGGAUUUUGGUGGCAGAAGAAUUCUGCACCUUGACCCAUUUCUUCAAGCAAAGUUUGAGACGCUGCCAUGUGCAAAACAGAUUUAUUUUUAAUGUUGGCAAAGAUCUUGAUCAACUAUGUGCUGGUGGAAUUUUUGCACACAAAAUUGGAAGUUGAUGUGUCGGGCUCCUGGUCUCAAUAUAUGAAGAAUUGCAAAAAUUAAAUGUUUGCCUCUCAUUACCAUUCCUACAGAGAAGGCAAGAAUAUUUGUUUUGCUAACCGAGUGUACUGUACUGAUAUGUUGCAGCUACUCAUAACUCGGAAUAAUGCAUGAUCAGAAUUCCUGCAUUAAAUUUGUUCGAUCCUGUGCAGUUCUUGAUAUUCAAAUGUCAAAAUUAGCCAUUUUAUUGUGUGCACAUGGAAUUUUGGCUCAAAAAGGGGG